Molecule: messenger RNA, 3645 nt
Organism: Poecile atricapillus (Black-capped chickadee)
Lineage: Eukaryota; Metazoa; Chordata; Aves; Passeriformes; Paridae
Gene: NEK2
Product: NIMA related kinase 2
Exons: 9
Coding region: 1376-2710 (444 amino acids)
Biological process (GO): protein phosphorylation
Molecular function (GO): ATP binding; protein kinase activity
Source: RefSeq, a predicted model, not a curated record
CAAGAUGAUCUUCAGGGUCCCUUCCUCCCCAGGCCAUGAUGAUUCUACAUUAUUAUGUUAUAAUGCUUUGCUGAAGGAGUUGUUGUUUCAGUCACAGCUGCUGCUACAUGGACAGAGAUUAAAUUGAAUGCAGAAUUGCACCUUGGCCUCAUUCCUGAUCAUAAAUAAUGCUAGAAAAUACACUAUAUUGUUCUUAAAAUGUAUAUAAUGACAUUAGUAUCUUGUGGUGUUAGUGCCAUUUCACAUAACCACAGUAUUUGCUGGCUCAGCGUUUGGAUGUGGACCCACAGUUUGCUGUUUCCAAAUUUUAUGUUUUAAGCCAUUACAUUUUUUUGUUUUGUCCAUGAUGUAGCAUGGGUGUUCAUAUGUGGUGGGACAGAAGAGCUUCCAUGACUUGGAUAGUUUUUCAUGAGCAAUUUUUUAAAUAACUAUGAGAAAUUUUUUUACAUUGGUUUUAAAGGACGAUUUUCACAGAACGUGCUGAGUUGGAAGGGACCCACAAGGAUCAUCGAGUCCAACUCCUGGCCCUGCACGGGACAUCCCAAGAGUCACACCAUGUGCAUGACAGCAUUGUCCAAAUACUUUUUGAGCUCUGUCAGGCUGGUGCUGUGACCACUUCCCUGGGGAGCCUGUGUCAGUACCCAGCCACCCUCUGGGUGAAGAACCUCCUUCUAAUAUCCAACUAAAUCCAACUUCUAAUAUCCAACUUCUAAUAUCUAAGCUUCAGGGCAUUCCCUCGGGUCCUGUCACUGUCACCAUAGAGAAGAGAUCAGUGCCUACCCCUACUCUUCCCCUCACGAAGAAGCUGUAGACUGCAAUAAAACCAGACUAUAUUUACAUAAUUUUAAACAGCUUAAGGUUAUUUUAGCACUGCUGAAUAGCAAAAAAACUCUGCUAAGACGUUCCAGCUUUCUGUUAUUCUAUCCAAGAGAUGAAAGCAUUUCAGGAUAGGUGAUGACUGUUAUUUUUAAUGGCAAAAACCCGCCCCUUCCUAGAAGCUCUGAAUACGUGAGUUGAUACUGAUACCUGCAGGCCCGGUGAUUUGUCUAAUCAGGAAGAAGGGAGGAAAAAGGGGAAAAGCCGGGGAAAAGCAAGGGAAACAGCAGGACACCCUGCGGAGGUGGUCUCCUUCAGCCCCGGGCGGGGCGGGGCGAGGGGCGGCCCCGUCCCGAUCUCGCGAUGGGCGCGGGCCCCGCCCCCAGCGGUAACGGCCGUACCCGCCGGGCCUCGCGGGCACUGUUUACGGCGGCGCAGCCAAUGGGCGGGCGGGGCGCGCGGGCGGCGCGGCCAAUGGGCGGGCGGGGCGGUGCGUUUGAACGGCGCGGCGCGAGCGUAGGGGCCUGCGCGGCCCGGCGGGGUCCGUGCGCUGCCCGCCAUGCCCGGCCGCCCCGACGACUACGAGGUGCUGCUCACCAUCGGCGCCGGCUCCUACGGGAAGUGCCGCAAGGUGCGCCGCAAGGCCGACGGCAAGAUCUUGGUAUGGAAGGAGCUGGACUAUGGCGCGAUGACGGAGUCGGAGAAGCAGAUGCUCGUGUCGGAGGUGAACUUGCUGAGGGAGCUGCGGCACCCGAACAUCGUGCGCUACUACGAUCGCAUCAUUGACAGGAGCAGCACCACCCUGUACAUCGUCAUGGAGUACUGCGAUGGGGGAGACCUGGCCGGCUUGAUCGCCAAGUGCGCGAAAGAAAGGCAUUUUUUGGAUGAAAGCUUUGUUCUCAGAGUGUUGACUCAAUUAACAUUGGCCUUGAAGGAGUGUCACAGACGGAGUGAUGGUGGAGUCACUGUGCACCGUGACCUGAAACCAGCAAACGUCUUUCUAGAUGGCAAACAGAAUGUGAAACUGGGAGAUUUUGGACUGGCUAGGAUAUUACACCAUGACACCAAAUUUGCCACAACGUUUGUUGGCACUCCAUACUACAUGUCUCCUGAACAAAUGAACUACAUGUCAUACAAUGAAAAAUCUGACAUCUGGUCGCUGGGAUGUCUCGUGUAUGAAUUAUGUGCUCUUUCGCCUCCAUUUACGGCUUACAACCAAAAGGAGCUGGCAGAAAAGAUAAAGGAAGGGAGGUUCAGGCGAAUACCAUAUCGUUACUCAGAUGAGCUGAAUGACCUCCUCAAGGAGAUGCUGAAUGUAAAGGAUUACUUCCGACCUUCUGUUGAAGAUAUUCUGCAGCGCCCCUUGAUAGAAAAUGUGGUGACAGAAGAACUAAAACAGAAUUUUGAUAGAAGAGGCUUGAGACCACGGGAGCCAGAAAGGCCGCAGUACUCAGAUGUUGCAGUGAAUGAGCUGAAACGGAAGGAGCAACAAUUACAGGAGCGAGAGCAAGCCAUUAAAGAGAGAGAACAACGUCUGGAGCAGAGAGAACGGGAGCUCUGUGUUCGGGAGAGACUGGCAGAGGACAAACUUUCUAGAGCUGAAAACCUGCUGAAGAGGUACAAUCUCCACAAGGAGCAGCGGGAGGUAACGUGUGCGGAAGGUCCAGAUAACGCACUCCUGCUUCCCCUUUCUACAACCAAGAAGAACUCACUCCUUGAUGGAAGUGAAGAGAAAGCUGUGUCUCCUCAUAAUAUGGAAAACUAUUUCCUUUCCAAAGCGAAAAGCUCUGAUCUCAAAAGUCGUCUAUAUGCUGCAAAUCUACGAGCUCAAGCACUGGCUGAACUGGAAAAAAACUAUCAACUAAAGAGCAGACAAAUCUUGGGCAUGCGUUGAAACUGUAACAGAUAUAUUUAUCUUUGAAAAGAAGAUUAAAUGUAUAGGCAGAUACUUGUGCCUCCCUCUCUUAAGCUAGAACCUACUGAAAAAUUAUUUUAACAGUUGUACAAACUCUUAGUUUAUGAUAGGUAGUUUAUGAUAAAUGCAUAAGAUGCUCUAUGAUGAAAAUAGGUACUUUUGAUACCAAAUAAAACAAACUGAAUUAAUUGUAUUCUUAAAGAAAAAUAUUUUGGUCCUCCUGUUUACCAUAUAUUUCUGAAAAUAUAAAGAAUGAAUAUAUAUAAAUUAUUUGUUUAAAAUCUGAUGUGGAAAACUUUUCAGGUGAAAAAUGUACAGAGAUUCAUAGUCUAUAGGUUAAAAUGAUGCUGUAUGUAAUGGACAGUUGUUGAUAAAGGAAGUGAUAUUCUGUAUAUGUGGGAAAACAGUGCCUUCUUUUCUGCAAUUGUAAAUAUUUUAUAACAAAAAAGCACAAAGAUUUCAUGCAUCUCUUCCUACUAAGUAAGUGACUUAUCAAAGCAGGUUACUUUUAAUGUUAUGUUUUUACUAAUGAGUGGGAUGGGUCAAAAUAAUGUAAUUUCUGAGUUUAUAUUCCUUUCCUGACUGAUCAGCUGAAUGCUUUGUCCAUCCUCCUACAAGACCUGCGUCAGGGUAUGGCAUUUGAAAUAACGACUUCUUUACCUUGCCUUGAAACUGUAUUAUAAACUGAUCCCCUGAGACUGCUGUCCAGGAUGGGACACUAUCCAGCAUAUUAGCAUCUGCGUUUUGGGGUGGGGCAGUUGUCCUUUAAAUAGUAAAACCUUUUUUUCUUGAAGCUUAGGAGGUAUCUCCAUCUUACCAUUAACAAUUCCCUGCUGGUAUAGGAAUUGCUCACUUAAGGUGGUGUAAGUUUCAUAAACUCAGACUCAAUGAAUUUUAAAAUAUCCUUUGAAACU